UAUUCCCGCGUUAUCGCGUCUGCCGUGAUUGCAGGAUCUCUUACGCGGAUAAGUAUAUAUGUCUAUAGGUAGUGCGUAUACUGCGUAAGCUUUUUGCGAGAGAGUAGUGGACAGGUAGGAGAUAAUCUCAUCCUUGAUUAUUUGUGAUUCGCGCGAGAUGGAGAGUGGGAGAGACGGCGGAGAGGUGAACGGCGAUGUGAAAGAAACGCCGUCCUCAGUCGUUAAAAACUCCAAGUCGGAGGAGCCUCGUGACGAAAGGCAGCAACAGCACGUAACCAACAUGGGCAAGCAGAACGACGAGGAUUUGGACGAGGGUGCGCAAGAGCGAAUGCUCCAGGGGGACGAUGGCAACGCGAAGAUCACCGAGAAAGAUAACAUCGAGGUGAAAUUUAUCUCUGAGAAUGGUGAUGUCAAAAUCGAUAUUGAACCGAGUAAAGAUACUCUCGUAGGAAUGAGCAAGGAAGAAUUGAUGAAAUUUGCCAAUGAUCCAUUUUGGGUAAGACUGAGAUGGGCUCUGUUUAUCUUUUUUUGGCUAUUGUGGAUAGGCAUGUUGGCUGGUGCUAUAGCUAUCGUUGUGAUAGCACCAAAAUGUGCAGCACCUGAGCCAAAAAAAUUCUGGGAAGAAAGUCCAAUUAUUCAGUUGGAUAUCUUAGAUUCUCCUACCAAUGAUUUGAAAGGCCUGGAACUUGUCUUAAGUGACUUGAAAGAUCGACACAUUAAAGCUAUUUCUCUCUCAUCAAUAGUGAAGGAAGAUGCAGAUGGAACAACCGAAGAUUUCAAAGCUCUUGAAUCAAAAUUAGGAAACAUUAGUGACUUGGAAAAUCUCAUCAAAGCUGCAACAGAAAAAGAUCAACAAAUCUUUUUGGAGUUGGAUCCCAAUCAUUCUUCUGUAGAGCAUCCAUGGUUCAAACGAUCUGUAGAGAAAGAGGAUCCAUAUACUUCUUAUUAUGUAUGGGCUGAUGGUGGGAAAGAAAGACAAAAUCCUCCGAAUAAUUGGUUGAAUGUCUAUGGUGAAUCUGCAUGGGAAUGGAAUGAACAAAGAGGACAAUAUUAUCUUCAUCAAUUCAAUAAGUCACAACCUGACUUGAAUUACAACAAUCCAGCAAUGGUGAAAGAAUUUGGGGAUAUCUUAAUUCAUUGGCUGAAAUUGGGAAUUAGCGGCUUUCGUUUAGCGAAUACAUCGUUCUUAACAGAAGAUCCAGAUCUUCGUGAUGAGCAUCCGAGUCUUCUUCCUGUAGAAAGAAAUAAUUAUCAAUCAUUGGUACACGUUUAUACGCGCAAUCGUCCAGAGAACGUUGCAAUAUUAACAAAAUGGCAAGAAAUAGUUCGUAACGAAACUGAUGGUAAAGGAUUAUUCGCGUUACAAGACGACAUUAGUGCAGAUAUCUUGCAAGUUUACAAUGAAAAGAAGGCAAUAAUUGACUUACCACAAAGUUCACAUUUUCUUACUACUGCCAAUGCGAGCAUCAAUGCGACUGUAUUGCGUAGAAGUAUAUCACAGUGGCUCAGAAUUACAUCAUGGCCUGCAUGGGAUCUCAAUGGUAAGCAACAGUCUUUGAAACAUCGUAUGCCUAAUGUCGCCGAUAGCUUCACGUUAAUGACAAUGCUAUUGCCGGGCACGCCAAUUCUACGAUUAGAUGAUGUCAUGUCUCUGAAAGACACAUUUGCAACCUUAUCAAAUGCUCGAAGAGGCUUGACAUUCCUUCAUGGAAGUACGACGUUUAGAGUAAUAAACGAAACUGUCUUCGUAUAUGCGAGAAGUUGGGUAAGAAGCGGCAAUCCCGGGUAUUUGGUGGCAUAUCAAACAGGAAAUGAGUCAGCGAUCAUAGAUCUGUCUGAGAUACCGCAAAUAUCGGAAGAAAUCACUGUAGUUGCGUGUAGUCCCAAUUACAUUCGAGACCCAGAAGUGAGGACAAAGUUAUAUUCAAACAAAGUACCUAUAUCACCAAAGAGCACACUGAUCUUAACAUUUGUGCCAAAGGAGUAAUCGAUAAGGAUAUUUUAAAUGCAAAAACAAUCGAUUACAUAUAAUAGCAUUUUUGCUUCAACAUACAAGGUAUUUAGAGGUUAUAUAAUGGGAGAUUAUAUAAAAAAAAAAUAAAAUUAAAAUACUGGAAUUAAAAAUUAAAAUUAUAG
Molecule: messenger RNA, 2136 nt
Organism: Camponotus floridanus (Florida carpenter ant)
Lineage: Eukaryota; Metazoa; Arthropoda; Insecta; Hymenoptera; Formicidae
Gene: CD98hc
Product: neutral and basic amino acid transport protein rBAT
Exons: 10
Coding region: 158-1987 (609 amino acids)
Biological process (GO): amino acid transport; carbohydrate metabolic process
Source: RefSeq, a predicted model, not a curated record